Eubalaena glacialis (North Atlantic right whale) is the source of this 2122-nucleotide messenger RNA. RefSeq names its product protein phosphatase 1 regulatory subunit 3D (gene PPP1R3D). Gene Ontology annotation, biological process: regulation of glycogen biosynthetic process. Bases 374 to 1273 code for a protein of 299 amino acids. The record is from RefSeq and is a predicted model, not a curated record. The transcript has a single exon. NCBI's taxonomy places the organism in Eukaryota, Metazoa, Chordata, Mammalia, Artiodactyla, Balaenidae. Gene Ontology annotation, molecular function: glycogen binding; protein phosphatase 1 binding. Gene Ontology annotation, cellular component: protein phosphatase type 1 complex.
AGGGCCCGGGGGUGGGAGCGGCCGCUGGGCGGACACCGCCUUCCCCCAGGCACCCGGGAGGAAGCAGAAGGCCGGCGCCACCCCGCGCUCCGCGGUGGUCCCGAAAAACUUCCACGGGAGCAAGCACUCAUCUCUUGAAAUCAGCUCUUUUUUUUUUUUUUUUGCUGCCCAAAGCGAAAAACCCGGGCGAGGACUCGAGGGACGAAGUGGCUGUCCGGGCGCAGCCGGCCCACUGGAUCCCCUGCAGGCAGAGGUUCCGGCGGACCCUCCCCAGGGGCUGCUGAGCACGGCCAGGGACACAGAGGGAGCGGACGCGGGGUCGGGAGGCCGCCCCUCGGUUCCACCUCCCCAUCGCCCGACGGCCGGCUGGGCCAUGUCCAGAGGCCCGGGCUCCGCGGUCCUCCCCGCCGCCGCCGGUUUCCGGAAGCCCGCCCCGCGGAGCCUCAGCUGCCUCUCGGACCUGGAUGGCGGCGCGGCCCGGGAGUCGCGGCCCUGCAGGCCCCCCGGGAGCCCGGGCAGCGCGCCGCCGCCGCCGCCCGCGCCGUCCGGCUGCGACCCCCGCCUUCGGCCCAUCAUCCUGCGGCGGGCGCGCUCGCUGCCCAGUUCGCCCGAGCGCCGCAAUAAGGGCGCGGGCGCGCCGGGCGCUGCGUGCCGGCCGGGCUGCAGCCAGCAGCACCGCGUGCGCUUCGCCGACGCGCUGGGCCUGGAGCUGGCGCAGGUCAAGGUGUUCAACGCGGGCGACGACCCGUCCGUGCCGCUGCACGUGCUGUCGCGGCUCGCCAUCAACUCGGACCUGUGCUGCAGCAGCCAGGACCUGGAGUUCACCCUGCAGUGCCUGGUGCCCGACUUCCCGCCGCCCGUCGAGGCCCCUGACUUCGGCGAGCGCCUGGGGCGGCAGCUCGUGUGUCUGGAGCGCGUCACCUGCUCAGACCUGGGCAUCAGCGGUACGGCGCGCGUGCGCAACCUGGCCUUCGAGAAGCAGGUGGCGGUGCGCUACACGUUCUCGGACUGGCGCAGCGCGCACGAGGCGGCGGCGCGGUGGCGCGGGCCGGCGGGCACCGAGGGCGCCGAGGACGUCUUCGCCUUCGGCUUCCCGGUGCCGCCGUUCCUGCUGGAGCUCGGCUCCCGCGUGCACUUCGCGCUGUGCUACCGCGUGGCCGGCGCCGAGUACUGGGACAACAACGACGGCCGCGACUACAGCCUCACGUGCCGCAACCACGCGCUGCACAUGCCGCGCGGGGAGUGCGAGGAGAGCUGGAUCCACUUCAUCUGAGCCUCCGCGCGCAGGCCGCACCCGCGCUCACUUCCUGGCUGGGCUCUCGCAUCUGGGCAGUGGCCCUUCCUCACACCCCGUCCCCUAAGCGAGGUCGUCUGACCUCACUUCCCGCUGUAAGGUGUGCUGGCAUGGCCCAUCCUGUCUUCUACUUGCAUCGUCUGUGUCACUUGGUCUAAAAAGUAACCUCACGUGCCAGAAGGCCGAGCUGUGUCCUAUGCUGGGGCGGGGUGCUGGGUGGGUAGACGCAUGGGUGCGUUGGCCCCUCUGAAGAAGGCCCAGGCAGGUGGUUUUGGAAAGGCCUGCAUCCUCCCGCUGGGAAAGCCUGUGGCUUUUGCAUGUGUCCUGAUUGGGUCUCUGUGAAUAUAGCUGUUAUUUAUCAUCAUUGUGACGUUGGGACUUUUUACCCUUAGUGGAUGCCUUCUUCGGAACAUUCUGGAUUUAAUAAGCUAAAAAAGAAAAAAGUCAUUUUGUGUGUUUGUGCCCAUUGUAAACAGAAUGUACAGUGUGACUCCCAUUGUGGUCCCUUGUGGCAUUCCUGCCCUGGGACAAGAAAAACCUGAGAUCACAUUUUCUUGCCAAUGUCUGUAGGCUUCUAACAGCCGGGAAACUAUUAAUAGGCAUGAAAUUUAUGCCUCAUCCGGUCAUCUUACAACCAUUCCUGGUAGUUCAGGCUGCCCGGUUAGGCUGUGUGUCUCCUGCAUCAGCAAUUGCGAAGGAAGAAAAUGCUUAAAACUUUUAACUAGCAAAAGAGCCCUUUCUGCAGUCUCUUUUUGCACGUCAUGUAUUAUUCUUGUACAUGUUUGAUAAUUAUGUAUCUGCACUUUAUCAGGCCAUUCUGUUUAGAUU